GACUAUUAGUUUUUUUGUGUGUGUGUGUUUACUAUUGAGUAUCAACACCGUUGUUUGUUUAUCUCAGCUAUGUUAGCUUUUGGUAAUCUCGACGGUAAGAAAGGAUUCAUUUUCCCCUCGAACGGAGAAUUAAUUUCACUCGUCGCGUCGCGUCACGCCACACCUCGCCUCCACUUGACGCUACGAGACAAAUGUAGAAAACUCAACAAAGUUGUCUAUAAUCGCCUCCAAGUCUUAACAGUUUAUGAUCAGCUGUGUUGAUUCUAACGUGAGUGUUUUAGUUUUGUCGCGUCGCGUCUGUUAAUACCAUUUCCCUUCAAGUGUGUGAUUCAGUCAGUCACUCCUCCUACAAACAACCCACAGAGAUCUCAAACUCACCCGAGUCUAAACGCGUGGACUGUGUGGUCGACCGCUGGACCGAUCGGGUGUUAUUGAAGGAAUAAGAAGUGUCAGCGCGUGAUGUAUUCUCUGAAUGACAGCAUGGCUAAACGAAGCACACUAUUCAUCAGGAUUGUGGAAGGAAAGAACCUGCCAAUCAAGGACAUAUCUGGAAGCAGUGAUCCAUACUGCAUCGUGAAAAUUGAUAAUGAGGCAAUAAUUCGGACAGCAACAAUAUGGAAGACAUUGUCUCCUUUUUGGGGUGAAGAAUACACUGUCCAUCUUCCUCCCUACUUUCAUACAGUGUCUUUUUGUGUGCUGGAUGAGGACUCUCUCAGUCAAGAUGAUGUCAUUGGGAAGGUGUCAAUCACUAAGGAGGUUCUCACCGCGAAACCUCAAGGUGUAGAUGGAUGGAUGAACCUAACAGAGAUCGACCCAGAUGAGGAGGUGCAAGGGGAGAUUCACCUCCAGAUUUCAGUUCAGGGAGAUGGAGAUAUUCCACGAAAACUGUGCUGCCAAGUCCUAGAGGCAAGAGAUCUUGCAAAAAAGGAUCGCAAUGGGGCUUCUGAUCCUUUUGUUAGAGUGAGAUACAAUGGCAAAACGUAUGAGAGUACGGUGGUUAAAAAGUCCUGUUACCCACGGUGGAACGAGAGUUUUGAGUUUGAGCUGGACGAGACGCUAGCUGACACUGGAUUAUUGAGUGUGGAAGUAUGGGACUGGGAUCUGGUCAGCAGAAACGACUUUCUGGGAAAGGUCCUGUUCAACAUCAACAAGCUUCAGUCCGCCAAGCAAGAGGAGGGCUGGUUUCACCUGGGGCCUGACAAAUCCAAACACAGUGAAUAUGAAGGAACUCUGGGUUCUCUGCGGCUGCAGCUACGUCUUCGAGAUGAGGUUGUGUUGCCAUCCAGCCAUUACAAGCCAGUCACAGAGCUACUCAGCCAGUCAGUCUGCUCUCAGCUCAAAGGCAACUGGCCUGAUUUCAUCAUGCUGAUUGAUGAGACCACCACAGCCGAGAACAGACAAGAAGUAGCUAAUAAUCUGGUGAAGCUGUUUUUGGGUCAAGGACUUGUCAAGGAGUUCUUGGAUGUUAUUUUCAAGCUGGAGCUGGGAAAGACUAAUGAACCCAACACACUGUUCCGCAAUAAUUCAUUAGCAUCCAAGUCUAUGGAAUCAUUUCUGAAGGUGGCUGGGAUGCAAUAUCUGCACAGACUUCUGGGCCCGAUAAUAAACCGAAUCUUUGAAGAAAAGAAAUACGUAGAACUGGACCCAAGUAAAGUAGAACUGAAAGAGGCAGGGUGUGCAGGCUUGCACCGUCAGCAGACUGAGUCUGAUAUUAUUCAGCAGAGCUCCAUCCUCCUGCAGUCGUACCUGUCUGAGCUGCUCACCUCCGUCCUGCAGUCGGCCUCCUACUGCCCCCUGCUCAUCUGCCAGGUUUUCCAUCAACUCUACCUCCGAGUGCAGGAACGCUUCCCUGAGCCAGAGUACCGGAAGGUGAAGUUCAUUGCAGUGACCAGCUUCCUGUGUCUGCGGUUCAUCUCACCUGCUAUCAUGUCUCCAAAAUUAUUUCACCUGCGAGAGAAACAUGCUGACGCUCGUACAAGCCGAACACUCCUGCUACUUGCCAAAGCUGUGCAGACCAUUGGGAACAUGGACACUCUCACAUGUUGCUCGAAAGAGCCAUGGAUGGUCUGCUUGCAGCCAGCCAUACAGCAAGGCAUCACUCAGCUCAAAGACUUCAUCACCAAACUGGUCAACUGCCAUGAGUCAGAAGAUCUUGAGCUUCAGACAAGAAUGAGCCUCCAGUGUGGCACUAUGGAGAAAGAAGGCUUCCUUUUCCUCCACAGGACCAAGGACAAGUGCAUGCCCAUGACAUCACCCUUUAAGAAGUACUAUGUCACGCUCCGUAAAGACACUCUGUCGUACUCGCGGACGCCGCACUCUAAAAAGAGCUCGUUUAUUUCGCUGCCAAAGAUCCAGGCGGUAGAGAAGGUGGAGGAGAAGUGCUUCGGCAGUGCCAACGUCAUGCAGGUUAUCUCAAGUGAAGACUCUGGCCAGCAGGAGACCCUGUACCUCAACUGCAAAAGUGUAAAUGAGUUGAAUCACUGGCUGUCUGCUUUGAGGAAAGCCUGCAGUCACAACACAAACACUAUGAGCUGCUACCAUCCUGGCAUCUACAAAACCGACAGAUGGAGCUGCUGCCAUCAGAAGGAGAAAUCAGACCCAGGCUGUGAUAAAACCAGGCAUGGAUUGACUCUGCAGGAGUGGUUCGACCCACUGGACCCUGACCUGGAGGCGCAGCUCAUCUACCAACACCUCCGUAGUGUCCAGCACGCUAUGCGAGAUAAAUAUUAUGAGUUGAGAGAGCAGCAGGGGGUUCAGGAGGCAGAUUCAGGAAGAGACCAGAAGAAAGUAGAUGGACUAUCAAAGCUCUUCAGUAUUCUCCAAGACCUACAUGACGCACAUGCCGCGGUGGAAGAAGAGGAAAGAUCGAAGAAUAAAAAGGUUUUCUUGGAAUAACAAGCGUAAACAAAAGGACUUUUGUCUUAAACUGGUUGCAUUUCAUAAUUCACAGUGCUAUUCAGUCACCGAGCUCAUCCGCAGGCUUCAAACACAUAGAUGAGAGAAGAAAUACUGUACAGUAAGUUUGAUUUGUUCUUGUGUUCUUGAACUUUUGCAGCAGUUCUUGGUGCACAGAUGGAAAAUGUAGAGGGCUGUGAUUGCGAUCCCUUUAUUAAAGGAUAGUUCUGGUGUG
This is a messenger RNA of Carassius auratus (goldfish), 3130 nucleotides long. RefSeq names its product ras GTPase-activating protein 4-like. Gene Ontology annotation, molecular function: GTPase activator activity; phospholipid binding. Gene Ontology annotation, biological process: intracellular signal transduction; negative regulation of Ras protein signal transduction; cellular response to calcium ion. The record is from RefSeq and is a predicted model, not a curated record. Lineage: Eukaryota; Metazoa; Chordata; Actinopteri; Cypriniformes; Cyprinidae. Bases 460 to 2895 code for a protein of 811 amino acids. The transcript is spliced from 21 exons.